This is a messenger RNA of Poecilia reticulata (guppy), 1719 nucleotides long. Its product is annotated as 5-hydroxytryptamine receptor 3E-like. Gene Ontology annotation, biological process: monoatomic ion transmembrane transport. Gene Ontology annotation, molecular function: transmembrane signaling receptor activity; extracellular ligand-gated monoatomic ion channel activity. The record is from RefSeq and is a predicted model, not a curated record. Lineage: Eukaryota; Metazoa; Chordata; Actinopteri; Cyprinodontiformes; Poeciliidae. Gene Ontology annotation, cellular component: membrane.
AAAAAGCUUUAAACAGUUCAGAGAAGAGGAAGCUGCCCUCAGAUCACAGCCAUGGUUCUUUCAUUCAUCUGUUUUCUGCUCUUAGCAGGUGGAUUAACGUCCWGUUUGGAAAUACAAGAUGAUCUUGACAACCAGUUGAACUCUAAUCAGAGUUACACAGAACUAUCAGAUGGGAAUACAACAAGUUAUAAUAUGACGGAUUAUAAUAACCAGACAUCUGAUGAAACUGGAACUAAGUGUAGAUACCGGGACGUUCUAGAGUACCUGAACUUGACCAGUAGCAAUGACGUGUUGACCAUGAGCAGACCUACUAGACAUUAUAAAAGAGCAUCUGGAGUUUACAUUGAAAUGAGGAUGUACGCUAUUCUAGAUGUGAGAGAAGCAGACCAGUCCUUCAUCUCAUAUAUUUGGAUUUUUAUGGACUGGGAUAAUCACUAUCUCUUGUGGAAUAAAGAGGAGUUUUGUGGAAUUUCCGAAGUCGUGGUUCCACGUGAAUCUUUGUGGAUGCCUGAUAUCAUAAUUGAAGAAAUGACUGAAAAAGAUAAAAAUGUGCCGAGCCCCUUUCUCAAAGUUCAUAAUUAUGGUGUGAUCGAGUACAGGGAUGAUAAGUUUGUGACCAGCACCUGCAAAAUGAAAAUUUUUAAUUUCCCCUUUGACAUUCAGAGCUGCAACAUCACCUUUAGGUCGAUCCUAUACUCUGAUGAAGAAUUAGUCUUUUACAUGAAAAAUAACGAUACAGUAAUCACAGAGGAGUCUAAUAAGAGUAUCCGGAUGCAGUACGAAUGGAAGUUUCUCAAUAUGUCAGUCACUGAAAAAACUGUCAAGAACUUUUACACCAACCAAACUGUUGUUGUCUACACUAUAACCAUGAAGAGAAAGUCAGCACUUUAYGUCGUCAACUUUCUGCUGCCCAUCCUCUUCUUCUUGUGUCUGGACUUUGYCUCYCUCCUGAUGCCGACCGGUGGUGGAGAUAAGAUUAGCUUCAAGAUCACGGUGCUACUUGCUGUUACAGUGAUGCAGCUGAUUCUCAUUGAAAUCCUACCUUUUACCUCAAGCARGAUUCCACUUAUAGUGAUUUACUGCAUUGGRGUGUUUGCUCUGAUGCUGUUCAGCCUCUUAGAGACCAUUUUUGUGAAUUAUCUGAUGACAAAAGACUCUUCAUCCCUGGAAAGCAAGAACGAGUGUGACAAGCUUCAAAUAAUAAAAGYUUCCUCCACUGCCUCCACCUGUGAUGAGUUGACCGAUCAAACAGCAUCUAUGUGCAAAGGGGGCAGCAGCAGCCAGUUAUUCUUGGCCAUGGAUAAAUUCUCAGAUGAGCUCAGAGAGAUUAAAAAAAUUGUCCUUGACAAAGAGUCUGAAGAGAAGAAGGAUGGUUACUGGACCGGAGUCGCCAAGAAAAUAGACAAGAUUUUUUCCAUUCUCUAUGUCUUGGCAGCCAUUUUGUUUUUAUCUGUCGUCUUCUCAGUGUGGCUCUCAAAACCAAGCUUACCGAAAUGAUCCAGAUAUUAAUCUUAUUGAGAUGUGAGAAAACAACAUAUCUCUUCAUGUAGCUGCAGGUUCAUUUUGACUAACAAAGUAAUUGAAACUCAACAAUCACAAUUAGUGAYGUAAAAACAAGCAAAGUUAAAACAAAUGUGAAAAUCUGUGGGAAAAAAUCAAGCUCUUCUGGAUUCUACUGCUGCCAUUUGCAGAAAUAAACUGCUCUUCRUCAGAAACAAC